CACAAUUCCCAUUGGUUUUCCUUCAUUGUUGAAAUAACCAUUUAAAGCCGAUUAACCGACAGUUCAUAAUAAUUAUUUGGCUUUGUCCAAGUAAAGAGGUAAAGGUUUUAGUGCCAAAACAUCCAGUAUUCAACAGUCGCCACCAGUUAGGAUCAGCAGAAGAAAUGGCUCCUGCAUAUAAACUAACCUACUUCCCAGUGGAAGCCCUUGCUGAACCCAUCAGGUUCCUCCUCAACUACGGCGGAAUCGAAUUUGAGGAUCACCGGUUUGACCGCGAAAACUGGCCCCAACUCAAACCCAACAUGCCCUUUGGCCAAGUUCCCAUUUUGGAAUACAACGGAAAAGUGGCACACCAAAGUAUUGCUAUUGCUAGAUUUUUCGCCAAAAAAGUCAAACUAGUCGGGAACGACGAUUGGGAGGACUUGGAAAUCGACGCCAUUGUGGACACCAUCAAUGAUUUGCGUCAAAAGAUCGCCCUUUAUCAUUACGAGACUAACGAAUCCGUUAAAGAAUCCCGGAAAGAGCCCCUAUUUAAGGAAACCAUCCCUUAUUACUUGCAACGUUUGGAUGCUGUUGUCAAAGCCAACAAUGGACAUCUUGCUGUUGGAAAGCUCACAUGGGCCGAUUUAUACUUUGUAGCCGUAUUGAAGUAUCUCUGUUUUAUGUGCGGGAGCGACAUCAUUGCCAAUUACCCGAAUCUUGUUGCUUUGAAAAAAAGCGUUCUGGAAAUACCAGCUAUUAAGAAUUGGGUAGAGAAGCGUCCAAAAACUGAUAUGUAAAUGAAAUCAACGCAUUAAUAAGACAACUACUAUGUAAUAUUAAAUUUAAUAAAUCAGUAAAGUAAUAAA
Messenger RNA from Tribolium madens (black flour beetle), 848 nucleotides. Its product is annotated as glutathione S-transferase-like. The transcript has 5 exons. The record is from RefSeq and is a predicted model, not a curated record. Gene Ontology annotation, biological process: glutathione metabolic process. Bases 165 to 779 code for a protein of 204 amino acids. Gene Ontology annotation, molecular function: glutathione transferase activity. NCBI's taxonomy places the organism in Eukaryota, Metazoa, Arthropoda, Insecta, Coleoptera, Tenebrionidae.